Xyrauchen texanus (razorback sucker) is the source of this 1626-nucleotide messenger RNA. Its product is annotated as lysophospholipase D GDPD3-like. Gene Ontology annotation, biological process: glycerophospholipid catabolic process. Gene Ontology annotation, molecular function: phosphoric diester hydrolase activity; phosphatidylcholine lysophospholipase A1 activity. Gene Ontology annotation, cellular component: endoplasmic reticulum membrane. The record is from RefSeq and is a predicted model, not a curated record. The coding region runs from base 120 to 1094 and encodes 324 amino acids. The transcript has 10 exons. NCBI's taxonomy places the organism in Eukaryota, Metazoa, Chordata, Actinopteri, Cypriniformes, Catostomidae.
UAGAUCGAGCACUGAUAUUUGCUUUCUGUAGCGAUACUAACAGAAGUAUAUCAUUAUAUCCAGCUCUGAGAGUCAAAGUUCAUUUUGUCAGGGAAUAACUGGUUACUGCAUUUGUCAGAAUGGACGCAGUGAUUGGAGUUCUUCUGUUCUUGAUGGCUGUAGGAGUUUAUGUUGUUUGUUCUAUUUACCUGCUACACAAUCCAUACAUCCUUCAUAAGAAGAAACACCUGGGAUUCUACUGCAAAAACAUUUCACACAGGGGAGGGUCUGGAGAGAAGAUAGAAAGCACAAUCGAAGCAUUUACACAUGCUGUUGAAGUGGGCACUGAUAUGUUGGAGAUGGACUGUCACCUCACACUGGAUGGGUAUGUAGUGGUUUCGCAUGAUGACAACCUUCUGAGACAAACAGGAUAUGACAAAACACUAUCAUCACUUAGAUUCCAGGAUUUGCCUUGUUAUGAAGAGAAACUUGAGGUCACGUUCUAUGUUGGACACUACAGUUCAGGAAAAGACAGAAGGUUUGCGUUGCUGGAAGAUGUCUUCAAGAAAUUUCCCAUCAUGCCAAUGGCAAUUGAGAUCAAACAAAACAAUGAAUUGUUAAUUCAAAAGGUCUCUAAUCUCGUGAAGCAGUACAGCAGAGAGGGCAUUACAGUCUGGGCUACAGAGGAUUCUGACAUUAUGGCUAAAUGCAUGAAGCAGAACCCAUCCAUGCCAUACAUGUUCACUCUGAAACGUGGACUGCUGCUUUUAUUGCUCUUCUAUACUGGGCUUCUUCCCUUUGUGCCACUGGGGGAAAGUUUAUUGAUGUUCUACCUACCCAGGAUUAUUAACAGGACCUACAUUCCAGAGGAAAGCUACUUGAAGUCAAGAUUUGCUGUGUCUCUACUUCAGAAGUUGACCAUGCGAAAAUCUUUGUUCGAACACUUGAUCAAGAGGGGGUUGCAGGUGCAACUGUUUGUGUGUAAUGAGCAGAGUGACAUGGAAGCUGCAUUUGCAAUUGGAGCUACAGGAGUUUUGACCGACUACCCCACCCUGCUGUCAAACUACAUUAAAAAGCACCCUCUCCCACCCCCGCCCCCACCCACUACUUAUUAGCUAUUUCAAAAUUACACUUAACUUGCCAUACAAGUAGAUAAAUGAACACAUUCACCUUGAAAUAAGAGCUGGAAAUAGAAUUUGUAUGUAACAUUAUGAACUUUUUAUAGGACAAUGUUACUGCAGCGUCAGACAAUGCAUGGUCAGUAUGAUCCUUUGUUAUUUCUAUAUGCACAUUCUAAUAUGACUGAAAUCUAAUUGGCAGUGUGACUGGUUGAGAUCAGACCACCUGUAAUGGAUCUCAGUCUAUUUGCAAGAUCGCCACGGUAACCAUGUCGCCCAGUCACGCAUUUAACCUCUCUUUGAAUAUGGCCAAGAAGCCUCUCUCACUGUUGCUAUGUUCAAUUAGAAUCACACUCGUGCCUUUGGAAACAGCAUCCAGAACCUCAUGAUUGGACAUCUCACCUAAAUAGAUGAGAUGAAACUGUAUAUUAUAUAAGGGUUAAUUAUAUAGUUUGUACCUUUGAAGCACUAUCAUGUUUUUUGUACUGUAAAAUGUUGAGUUGCAGAUGGAAUUCUGGGACUUCAAUAA